Messenger RNA from Habropoda laboriosa, 1751 nucleotides. Its product is annotated as transmembrane protein 231-like. The record is from RefSeq and is a predicted model, not a curated record. The transcript has 8 exons. Lineage: Eukaryota; Metazoa; Arthropoda; Insecta; Hymenoptera; Apidae. Gene Ontology annotation, cellular component: ciliary transition zone; ciliary membrane. Gene Ontology annotation, biological process: regulation of protein localization; cilium assembly.
AUGGCAGUAAUUGAAAUAUUUUCAAGUCCCAUCCAAUACAAAUAUAAAAGUAAAAUAUAUUCUUUAAGCUUUCUCGUUGUAAUAUUCCUCACAAUUUUAUCAUUGCUUACGCCGUUUUUUAUUAUUUAUAACGCGGGUGGUUUCUCACUGAAAAAUCGUAUAUAUACUGAAAGGCCUGAUAUAUCAUUUAAAUAUAAAUAUUUAUUGCUGGCAAACAGGGAUUACAAUAUGAAUCCUGUAGUUUGUUCAACUUUUAGAACGUAUAAAAAUAACGAAAUUGAAGAUAAUUGUACAUUAGUGAAGGUUCAAGAAAUAGAUACAAACAGUGAUAGCAAAAAUGACAUUUUUAAAUUUGAGGUUCAGUUUUAUACAGAUACACCUAUAAGGUCUCUUAAUGUUUUGCUUUUCUUCAAUUUUCAACUAACGCAAUUGUUCGUGGCAACAAUAGAAUCUAUUGCAGUUUUUACACAUGUAUUAAAUGAAGAGGUACAAAAAAUACAAUUCUACGGAGACCUGAUAUUGGAGCAGAAAGGUCUCUUGACUAGUGAAGGGUUAUAUGAAAAAUAUAAUGACAGUGUUGAACUGGCUGAUUAUUCUCUGGAGGAAUUACUUAAGCAAAAUUUUAAUCGAAAAUCUAAAAUUAGCAACAAAUAUGUAACAAAACAAGUAGGUUACUCAAGUGAAAACGCAGUAGUUGUCCAAGGCGAAUUGAUUUAUAGGGAGCACUUAACUUAUUAUCAGCCUAAUAUUUGGGAAGAGCUAAAAUGGGCAUGGGUUCAAUAUUUGUCAUGUCUUUUUAUUUUUGCCUACAUAGUAAAGCAUAUUUUGAUUUUUUUAUUUUCAAAUAGAUAUUUGAAUUGUUAUAUCGUGGUACCAUGGAAAAAUAAAUAAUAGUCGUAGUAUAACAGUAUUGGAAGAACCAUGUCAACAAGGUCGAAGGAAAAGGUCGUAGCUGCCUUUCGAAAAUUCUUUCGAUCUUCGGAGAAGAUUUCGGAGCAGGAUGGGGCAGGUAGUUCGACGAGUUCGCCGUCAAGGAGGCUUCUGAGUCGACAUCAUCGUCCCGACGCAGUUACUCCCGCUGAUGCUGCGUUAUCUGAUAAUUCAGGCGCCAGCAACUCCAAUCACGCUAGUUGUUUCUUUAAGUCGAAGAAGUCUGCUAGCAAUUCGACCCAGGUUGUCGCGGUGCCGGAUAAGAGGGUUCGGCUGCGUCGGUUAAUGAAGGAAUUAAGCGAGAUCCAAAGGACACAGCAUCGACUCGAGUCGACCUUCACUGCGGAGCUGGUGAAUGACAAUUUAUUCGAGUGGCAUGUGAGACUGCACAAGAUAGAUCCGGAGAGCGAGCUGGCCGCCGACAUGAGAGAGCUUAAUAUACCUUAUAUACUUCUCCACGUGGUGUUCCCGGAGAACUUUCCUUUCGCACCUCCUUUUAUGCGCGUUAUUUCGCCAAGGAUUGAGAAAGGAUUUGUGAUGGAAGGCGGUGCAAUUUGUAUGGAGCUUCUUACGCCGAGGGGAUGGGCCAGCGCGUAUACCAUUGAAGCAGUCAUCACACAGUUUGCAGCUAGCAUCGUUAAGGGCCAGGUGAAAUCUUAAUUUAUUUUCAAUCAGGGUCGUGUGGCGAGGAAACCAAAAACGAAUAAAGAAUUCAACAGACGUUCCGCAGAAGAAUCGUUCAGGAGUUUAGUAAAAACUCACGAGAAAUAUGGUUGGGUGACGCCACCGCUCGCGGAGGGUUGAUCCUCCAGAUCGCUCAA